CUUGGUGCCACAAAGCUUUUACGCCCUUUUUCAGAAAUAGUUGAUUCAUUGGGACUCAAAGAUCCUUUCAUUAGAAAUUGGGUGGAUCUUUUGUCUUUCUUACUUGCUGGAGUGAAAUCCGAUGGUGUUCUUUCAGCAGAAAUGGUACAUAAUCAUAUCAUACAUUAAAAAGUUUCUUUUAAGGUAGUUUUACUUUUUGGUAUGAUGGAAUUGAGGAAGGAAUGGAAUGGGCUAUUCCAUUACCACAUGUCCUCAUCCAUUCCAUUCCAACCAAACAGAAUCCAUUCUAUUCCUUCAUAUUUUAUAGUUCUCUAAAUGUCUAAUCUUUUGCCUGUAUAUAUAUCCAUAUAUUUGCAGAUUUAUAUGUUUGCAGAAUGGUAUAAACCAGGUUGUAGUUUAGAAUACCCUGUUGGUGGAACUGGAGCACUUGUUGAGGCUCUUGUUCUCAUAUUUUCCUUCUGAUAAACUUCCAAAAAUGUCAGAACCUUCACAACUUAUGACAGAAAAUACACGUUCUGAUCUUUAUGUUGCACUCCCUGUUCUCAGUCAAGGAAAGAAAUGGGUCUUACUAUACAGUACAUGGAGGCAUGGCAUAUCUCUUUCAACCUUAUAUAGAAGAAGCAAUCUUUGCCCUGGGUUAAGUCUACUGGUUGUUGGAGAUCGUAAAGGUGCAGUGUUUGGUGGUUUAGUUGAGGCACCUUUGAAACCAUCAACAAAGAAAAGAUACCAGGGAUUGAAUGAUACAUUUGUGUUUACAAAUACACCAGGGCGUCCUGUUAUAUAUCGCCCCACAGGGGUGAAUCGGUAUUUUACUCUUUGUUCAACUGAGUAUUUAGCGCUUGGUGGGGGAAAUCAUUUUGCAUUGUAUCUCGAUAGUGACUUAUUGAAUGGGUCAAGUUUGGCCUCAGAAACUUAUGGUAACUCUUGUUUGUCACACACCCAAGAAUUUGAAGUGAAGGAAAUUGAGCUGUGGGGGUUUGUAUAUGCUUCAGAGUAUGAAGAGGCGAUAUCAAUGUUGAGGACAGAAGCACCUGGGAUAUGUCGAUGGUUUAUACUGCCCCUGAUUCUGCCUGGUAUAAAAUGCCUAAGUCUACAAGGUGAGCUUUGUGGUUGGACAUGCUUUUACAUUGGUGUGGCUGCUGUUGCUUUUGGAUGCUCUUAUUAUCACCUCAAACCAAAUGAUGGUCACCUUGUUUGGGAUCGUUUGCCUGACAACAGAUGCAAAUGAGGAAUCUUCACGAUCACAUGCCAUUCUUCGUUCAUAAAUCUUGCAGGAAAUGAAAGAGGUGCAGAUACAACUGAUAAUGAUAAGAAAACAAGGCUUGGCCUGUGCGUACUCCAAGGCCUGUUGCUUUCAAGCUUGUUGUUGAUACCCCUCUUCUUACUGGACAGGUAAGUUUCAAAUCUUUUUGUUGUGGAUUUCUUAUAGUUUCUUUUUGUUGUGGAUUUCUUAUAGUUUACUUAGCUUCUUAAAUCAAAGAGUAUAAAGCUUUCCUAAUGUGUUAUAAUAAUUAAGAAAACGGUGUUUUUUUGAAAAAUACUGAUGGACUUUGCUAUUUUGUUGUAUGGUGUAUUACCUUGAAUAUAAUUUGUUUUUAUAGUUUUCUCUUUUUAUUUAAUUUAAAUUUGGAUAUAAGUUUGUAACACAUGGGAUUUAUGAUUGCAGCAAACAAUCUUUCUUUUCUUUCUAGACAUGAUUAAAGGCAUGUUUUUGGCUGUAGUUAUUGGACCACCUGUUGUGGUUGCCAUCAUUUUAAUAGUACAGGUAUUAUUCUAUCUUUGAGAAAUUUCAUUUGCCAUGUCAUCAAAAGCUGCCAGAUGGACUAUUAUUUUUCAUGUUUGAGUUGGUUCUCAACUUGUAGAAGAAUAACAUAAAAUAUUUUGGCAUCUGAGUGUAAAAAAUAAUAUUUGAACUCAUAAGUUCCUUAAUAAUACUUUAUUGUGUUACAUGUACUUUAUUACUUACUCAUAAUAUAUAAUUCAAUCUGAUUAUUGAUUAUAUAUUAUGAGUAAGGAGAGCAUUCUAAACAUUCUGGAAACUUUAAAAGAAGAGGGAAAUAGGGUCUUGUUCAAUGCUUUAGCUGUGUUUGCUCUAAGGGAGAUCAACUUAUCACAAGUAAGUUACUGUUUCACCCUUUUAUUUAAUAUUUUUGUGAUUGAAUGAAAGUCUUAAUGAAAGUAAUUGACAACCUUUCUCUGUAAAUGAUGUUGUGAUUGUGGGAGAGGUGUUGUGUUUUUCUCUGUUGCUAAGUAACCUUCUCAACAACAACAUUCUACUUAAGCAGGUGAGUAAUCAAGAUUAAGGGAGACUUGUAAUCAUGUUUGACAUUCAUUUCCAGUAAGAAAAAGAGUUGUAUGAUUAUUUGUUAGUUUUAUAGGAAUGUAUAACCCAUGUUAGCAAUGUUUUAUUUUUGUUUAACAUUUGAAUGAUUCUUUGUAUGACAUUACAAUUUGUGUAAUUUAUUUUAUUUUUUGAGUAUGAAAUUUUAUUUUAUAUUA
This is a messenger RNA of Lactuca sativa (garden lettuce), 2499 nucleotides long. NCBI's taxonomy places the organism in Eukaryota, Viridiplantae, Streptophyta, Magnoliopsida, Asterales, Asteraceae. The record is from RefSeq and is a predicted model, not a curated record.